Peronospora matthiolae is the source of this 1632-nucleotide messenger RNA. The record is from the annotation of a GenBank genome assembly. Lineage: Eukaryota; Oomycota; Peronosporomycetes; Peronosporales; Peronosporaceae.
AUGACUACAGCCGCGGAGAGCAUGGCAGCCAUGGCCGAAACUGCUCGCGAGACUGAGCGCACGGAGCGAGAGCUGCUGGAACGAGAGCCGUCGUUUUUGACUGCUUUAUCGCCAGUGUCUUUCGUAUCGUGUCCUGUCGAACGGCUUUCGUCGAGCAUUGCGGUUAAAGGACGAGUGUUCCGGCGUCUGCAGCGGUUCCACUUGCUGCCGUCGGAGCUCAAGACGCAAAUUGACAUGGUCGCGACCUAUUUGCUGGCUCCAAAAGUACGCCACGACGUGUUUGUUCAGCGGACGCACCGAUGGCAACAUCCCGUUCAUUUGGCAAGAGCUGGACAGGGGACAUUUGUCCAAGGUCGCAAGCUGCUUGAGGCCAUUCUCGAGUACCUGUUGCUGUCCUUUGCGACGAACAACUCGCUCCGUGACGCACAGCAGCUCGCGGAAGGUCUCGUGCUCAGCGGUUUCUUGUCGCCAGCCAACGAAACGUCCAGAGCGGACGAUGAAGCACUGGGAGAGCUGUACGUCUCGGACGACUGCUAUUACGAGCUUGUAGCUCCUGGAGCUACUGUAAUUGCUACAACGCCGAAUAUCGCGGCUUCUGCGACGGUUUAUAGCAGUUCAACGAGUUCAUUGCCAGGUGCCGUCGUCCUGCCGAUCCAUCAACGUCAGUCGUCACCAGAAGGCUGGGAAAAGCAGGCGCGACCGACCAAAAGUGACCAUCUUUCGGUCUGGGGCGUGACGGAUGGAGCUACUCGCGCAGGGUUCGUACAGCGUGAAUGGAAGGGCUUUCAUGUGCGAAGUCUGCUUGGCCUUGCAACAAAGAUGAAACGCUGCUAUGCUGUUGUGAACAAGACGAAACAUCACUCGCUAGUGCUGUUUCAGACGGACGUGGCAAGACGCGAGCUUGUCACUGUCGAUCUCUCUGCGGCGACUGUGAGGUAUCGAGGUGCCGAUGAGUUGAAGAUCUGCUGGGAUUGCAGCGAUGACGAUGAUGGGGUAGAGAUUCUGGCCUUGGGGAACAAAGCGGAACGAGAAGCAUGGUUGCUCGCGCUGUUGGAUGCUGGUGCUGCAUUCUUGGAGACAAACGCUGCAAUCCUAUCGUUUGCGGCCUCGUCAGCUUCCCUGUACGCGCUACGAGACUUGGACGCAAAAGGCAGCACCUACAGCCUGUCAGAGCUUCGUGGUCACGUGGCCUUGCUGACAAAUGUACCCAACGGGUCUUGUAGCUCGGAUGCCAAACAGCUUUCGGAACUCGUACACGUAUCGACUGAAUACGAAGACGCAGGGCUCAAGGUUGUGGCAUUUCCGAGCGCGCAGUUUGGGGAUGCUGAAUUUGACACGGAUGAAGAGCUCGUUGAGCAUUUUCGCGACUUGUUUGGUGUCGAGUUCCUCGUGUUGGCCACGCGCGACGUGAACGGUCCGAACGCACGUGAUGCGAUGGUUUUCUGCAAGACGCGACGACCAGGCGCUAGCAAGUCUGCUGCAAAUGCCUUCAUUGAAAACAACUUUGUCAAAUUCCUCGUUGGUCGCGACGGUCAAGUGGUCAAGCGGUACACUCCAAGAGACUCACCUCUUAGCAUGGUGACAGAUAUCCAGAUGCUAUUGAAAGAGCCUCCACCAUUGAUGGCGACCUAA